Messenger RNA from Arachis stenosperma, 2283 nucleotides. RefSeq names its product protein FAR1-RELATED SEQUENCE 5-like. The transcript is spliced from 2 exons. The record is from RefSeq and is a predicted model, not a curated record. The coding region runs from base 1 to 2283 and encodes 760 amino acids. Gene Ontology annotation, molecular function: zinc ion binding. NCBI's taxonomy places the organism in Eukaryota, Viridiplantae, Streptophyta, Magnoliopsida, Fabales, Fabaceae. Gene Ontology annotation, biological process: regulation of DNA-templated transcription.
AUGCAGGAAACAUCACUGGACAUUGGCAUGGACGAGGCGGCAUUUGGAACAGAAUAUUUAGAUGGUGCUGGUGACCUGGGCAAUGAUGUACGUGGCAGCGGUUUAACAAGGCCGGAGGAGGUGAUGGAGAUGUUGUUUAACUCUCCCGAUGAGGCUGCUCGUUUCUACGAACAGUAUAGCCGAGGCAAGGGUUUUGCUAUGCGUGUUGGUAAGAAGUUAAGAAAUAAGAAUGGGGACAUCGUGCGAUACACAUAUUUGUGCAACAGAGAAGGGUUUAGGCAAAAGAAGUGGUUGGAGUUGGAAGGAAGAAAGAGAGAGCACAAGGUGGUUACGCGUUGUGGGUGCAUGGCAGAGAUGCGUAUCAAGCAAAAUGAUCAGAUGGGUAAAUGGUAUGUGUCAAGAUUUAUAGAUGACCACAAUCACGAGCUCCUCCCUCCGAAGUUGGUGGAAUACUUGCCUCCACAUAGGAAGAUGUCGGAUGUGGACGUAGCCCACAUGGAUAGCUUACGGCAAGUUGGGAUUUCGGUUCCUAAAAUAUAUGAGUCGCUUGCAGCACAGGCUGGUGGCUUUGAUCAUAUCCCAUUCACAAAGAGAUAUAUGUACAACGAAGUGAGGCGCCAACGAGGCAUGAGGAAGGGAGAUGUCAAUGCAACGAUAAGGUAUUUUGAGGCAGGUGCAAAGGCGGACGAGAAACUCUUUUGGAGGUGUCAGGUGAGUGCAGAUCAGCAUAUGUGUGACCUGUUUUGGUGUGACGGGAGGAGUCAGGAUGAUUAUAAAAUUUUUGGUGAUGUCCUUGCGUUUGAUGCAACGUACGGGCGCAACAAAUACAACCUACCGGUCAUUAUUUUCUCCGGGGUGAACCAUCACAACCAGACGUGCGUCUUUGGGGCUGCCAUGGUCUCUUGUGAAACCCAAGCAACUUAUGUUUGGGUGUUGCAGAAGUUGUUGGAAUGCAUGGAGGGGAAGGCACCCAAGGCAGUAAUAACAGACGGAGAUCGUUCUAUGCGAAUGGCAAUUAAUGAAGUUUUUCCGGAGGCUCACCACAGGCUUUGUGCAUGGCAUCUACUAAAAAAUGCCACAACAAAUGUGUGCUUGCCGCGGUUUACAACCUUAUUUAGAUAUUGUAUGCUUGCUGAUAUUGAGAUAGAAGAGUUUGAACAGCAUUGGGAGGCAAUGUUGGAUGAGUGUGGAGUCCGAGAUGUAGAGUGGGUUCAGGAUACAUACAGGAAGAAAUUAUAUUGGGCAACUGCAUACAUACGCGGUAGGUUCUUUGCCGGCAUUAGGACCACAUCGCGAUGUGAAUCGCUGCAUGCGAAGCUAGGCAGGUUUGUGGAGAGGAGGUAUGGGAUACUCGACUUUGUGACGAACUUUCAGCGUUGUGUUGAGUUCCUCAGAGAUAACGAGGAUGAGAUGGACUUUCGGUCCUCGUAUGGGACCCCCGUACUGCAGACUCAGUUUCCGGAACUUGAGAAAUCCGGAGCAAUGAAGUAUACCCGUGAGAUAUUUUCAAGGUUCCGUGAAUCCUUGCAAAGGUGUGUUCAGAUAACCGUUGUGGAGAGCCAGCCGUGUGAGGGCGGUACUAUUUAUGUGACACAGAAGUAUAUGCGACCGGGAAGAAAGUGGAAUGUUAUGCAUGUGUUGGCGUCGGAUAAAUAUACAUGCAAUUGCCAAAGAAUGGAAUCGUUUGGGCUACCUUGUGUGCAUAUACUCUCAGUUUUGGUUCGAUUAGACGUGGGUUCUCUUCCAGACACCUUGGUCUUGGAGAGGUGGACUAAGUCAGCCAAGUUCGGUUUGUAUGAUGAUGUUGCUGGGGACAAAAUAGUUGAUAUUGCUGCCCUGUACAGGAUGCGGAUGGGAACAUUUUUGCAGCACUGCAAGCGUUUGGCUCGGCUUGUGUGUAACAACGACGACUUAUUCAAGUUGUAUACAGAGCAGAUAGUUCAGGAAGCAACUAAUCUUGAAAGUAUGAAUGAUUCGGGGAAUAGUGUUGGCGUUGGUGGUGGCGGCAACAAUGGUAGAGUACUAGAUCCGAUUGGGGUUCGUACCAAGGGCACCGGGCGUGGUAAUGUACAAGUUGGGGCAAGGGGAGUGAAGCGUAGAAAGUGUAGCACGUGUGGGGUAGUCGGACAUCGUCGAACUCGAUGCCCAAAUCGGGCGAACAUGUCGGUGCCAAAUAGCCAGGAUGAGGUGCCGCAAAUGGUGUCACAGUGUGCGGCGCCUAUUGAUUUUCCUCCUGUCGAGAAUAUAGGGGUGCAGGAUUGCUAUCGUCCAUCAGCUACAUAG